Molecule: messenger RNA, 4600 nt
Organism: Dufourea novaeangliae
Lineage: Eukaryota; Metazoa; Arthropoda; Insecta; Hymenoptera; Halictidae
Gene: Sara
Product: zinc finger FYVE domain-containing protein 9
Exons: 13
Coding region: 55-4404 (1449 amino acids)
Biological process (GO): endosomal transport
Cellular component (GO): early endosome membrane
Molecular function (GO): metal ion binding
Source: RefSeq, a predicted model, not a curated record
UAGGCAUGUUUAUUAAAUGACCUCACGACUAGUGUAAGUUUCAUUUACGGCGCAAUGGAAAAGUUUGCCGUCGAUUUGGACAAAGUUUUGGACGAUUUCGAAUUUAACGAAGAUUGUGCAGAGCAGAUAGCAUCAAUUAGUUCUGCAUCGAACAAUUCGUCAUCUUCUGUAGUCAAAUGUAACUUGGAACCCUCAACAUUAAAGAAUUACAAUUAUCUUCCAAUAGACUCAAGGAAAACUAAUAGAGAAUGUGAUACUGUUGUAUUGCCUCUGGAAAGACAUAAGGAUUCACAACAAAAUGCAAAAACUAUAUGCGUCGAUGAGAAGAAUAUGCUUCCUGAAAAUUUAGACUAUACCAGGGAGGAAGCAACAUUAGAUGGCACGGAAAGUGUUAAUCAUUUUUAUAUGCAAGAAUGUUCAAAUGACAGUAAGGUGACACAGAAGCAGUCUGUCCUGCCUUACAAUGCUGAGCCAAUUCCUCUAACAAUACAUAAUGACAUAUCUCAAAAAUUAAUGCAGAAACAGCAGAAUGGUGGUAGUAGUCCAAAGAUUGACAAUAGGUAUGAUAAAAAAUUAAAUCAGUUUAAUCUCAAGCCUAGUGUUAGUAAUGUCUUCAGCAGUCUGAAUGAAUACAUAAAUGCACCACCGGGAAGUUCAGAUUAUAUUCACACCACAUUAGACAAACAAGAAAUACAGUCUGACACAGAAACCGAAGCUAUUCAUUGUGGAAUUGAAGAACCUCAGCUAAUUCAAAGUGCUGCUAAAGAUAUCGAUAACAGUGUAAAUAUAACGUGUAAGCAAGUAAACGAUGUAACAAAUACAAGUAGAGAAGUCUUCAUUCCAGUUCAUCAGAAUGUUCCAGUGUCGAUGAGAAUAGAACUUCCCCUUACACUCGACGGUGAUACCAAUGAAGAUAAUGCAAAAAAUGUUCAUGCCACAGCACUUAAAAGAACGAAAGAUGAAAUUGUAUCAUCUAAAGCUGUCGCGGUAACUGAAGCUUGUAGCAAAUUAAGUAACGAAACAGAGGUUGUCAAUGAAACAGACAGUGGUGAACACAAUUUUGAGUAUGUACAUACAAGUACUGAUAUUGUAAAACAGGACAGUAGUUCAACGUUUAAGGGUGAUGGUUACGAAGAGGAAUCAGCAAUACAAUCGGACGAGAGCACGAAAAAAUUGUGUACUAGUAGUUCUGAAUCGGUUGAUAUAUCCGAGAAGAAUUCACAUUCAACAGGUAAACCAUUUGGAUUUGGUAACAUUGAUGAUUUAUCGGAAAAUGAAUUGACUAAGUAUUUAGCCGAACUGGAAGAAGAAGAGGAAUUUAAUGAAAAGAGUGGCAAGCAUCAAACUGGAAUAGGAACUGCAAUGCAAAGCAUGGAACAAGAACGAACACACGAAGCACAAGUUCCAAAAGACAUAGAACCUGCCAAACUGAUGGUAAAAGACUUAAUCGAUAACGUAGGAAACAUUUCAGUAAUUGACUAUAAAACAGAGGAAAUAGACAAAGAAUCACCUAUUCAUGAAGUGAAAAAAGAAAAUCAACAGUGCGACAAUCAGAUAGCAGAAGACAAGUACAGUGAUAUUUUAGAUAAUGCAAACAGUAAAGAUAUGGAGGAAGAAGAGAAAAUCGAACACGAAGAUGAUCAUGUAACUUCAGAAAAUGAAUAUAUGUCUGAUGCAAAAGCUGUUGAAGAUGUCCAAGAACACUGUACAUAUAAAUUAAAUAUGGAUAGAGAAUUAUUGAAUAACGAUGAAAUUGAAGAACAACUGGGCGAACAAACAGAAGAUGCUGAACAAUACAAUCAAGUUUCUAAUUUGCAGCAAGAAGGAAAAAGCAAUACUUACAGUAAUUCUGAAGAACAGAAUUUACCGGUGUCUGGUUUAGAAGUAUCGGAUGAUACAGCAUAUCGUUGCGACAACACAGUGUCAAAUUCUGCAGACAUUUUCCCAAGAACAAAUACGAGUAACGCGACUGAUGAAUCCGAGAAACCAGUGCGUCCUCAGACUUUGGAUAUUGUUUUGUCAAAUAAUACAAAUGGACACCAGACACUUGGUUCUAUGAGUGAAAUACCAGCUGGUCAAAGGCAAUCAAAUAUUGAGGGGCCAGCAGAAGAUCAGGAAUCUUCGCCGGAUAUUUUGGAUACUUCCCUACCAGAAUCUAAUUCGAUUCUGGGAAAACAACCACCGUUUUGGGUUCCAGACAGUGAUGCACCCAGUUGUAUGUUCUGCGAUGUAAAGUUUACGGUACUUAAAAGGCGGCAUCAUUGCCGUGCAUGUGGGAAGGUUUUAUGUAAUAAAUGUUGUAAUAUGAAAUACAAAUUGGAAUAUCAAGGAAACAUUGAUUCCCGUGUUUGUGUUUCGUGUCAUCAACUUCUUACAAAAGCCGAAGCAGAGCAAAGUCUUGGAGAAUGGUCUCCUGGUUACUCUACAUGCAUGACUAACAACGAUAUUAAUUCACCACAGGGGAGACAGCCUAAUCCAAAUAAUCCCAUGGAGUACUGUUCAACUAUACCACCCUUGCAACAGUUAGCCGGUGGAUUGCCUCCACCACCUUCAGUCAUGGUACCCGUUGGAGUUCUUAAAAGAGAGGGUGGUACAAAAAACCGGCCAGAAGUUUCAAAGUCUGUUAUGUUCAGCGAUGGAAUAAGGCCUGGCUGUGACCUGACAGAACUAGACAUGUCCGGGGACACGAAACCGCUGUAUCGGAAACCUGGGAGCAAGAGGGCACCUACACCUGGAUCGUCCAUGCCGAGUACUUCUAUAAAAAGGCAGAAUUUACCACGUCUGGACCCGAACACCGAAAGUUAUGUGCCACAGGAUCCCCAUAUUCUUCCUCCAACUGUAACGAUACACAAAGGACAGGUAUCGUACCAUGUUGUGAUGGAUGAAGGCCUUCUCUACAAAACGCUCAAAAACGAAUGUGAACCACCUGUUCUGUUUGCAAUUAAUCGGAAUCUGUAUGCCUUUGUUAAAAUACUAAAUUUAAAUUGUUGUAUAAACAAAAUAUGUUGGAACGUGGUGUCCAAAGGAUUGGCGUGCGUGGGACAAGAUGAAGUUAUACUAUUAAUUGAAACAUUACCGGAUGAGACUCGGAUUCCAAUAGAUCUGUUUGUCUUCAUUAAUCAGUUGUACCUCGAAGCCAUUAAAGGGAACACCGUCUCCGAGUUGGGAUUUUCGUUAUAUCAAGGAGGAAAUCUUUUGGGUUCCCGGGAGCAUGCAGGAUUCCUUUUUAUACGGCAAACAUUACAGUGUUUGCAAAAGAUUGUGUUGCCUCCAGCCCCCUUCUUAGUCGGUCUUUUAGUACACAGGUGGGAAACACCAUGGGCCAAAGUAUUUCCGUUACGUCUUGUUUUACGUCUUGGCGCUGAGUAUCGUUACUACCCUUGUCCAUUGUUCUCAGUACGAUUUCGUGACGCUUUGUACUUCGAGAUUGGGCACACGGUUAUGAAAGUGCUGGCAGAUUUUCGAAACUAUGGAUACACGUUACCAAGCGUAAGGAGCUUGACGAUACAUUUGAGAAACAGAAUGACGGAUGUAAUGUUUCCGAAGAACCGAUACGAUCAAGUGAUUAAAGGGUUGAAUAACUCAAACGAUCACGUGUUAGCCUAUGCCUCGAAUUUUAGCAUAACCGCCGACUCGCAUUUAGUUUGUAUACAAACGAAUACGGGUGAUGAAAGUAGUUAUCAGACGCAGGCGAUAAGUAUCAAUAAUAAACCAAGAACAGUAACGGGAACAAGUUUUAUUGUCAUUAACGGCGCGUUAAAAUCAUCUAUGGGACUAUCAGCCAAGUCCAGUAUAGUUGAAGACGGAUUAAUGGUGGAAAUAAUGCCUGAGAAGAUGGAAGCUUUGAAGGCGGCACUAAAAAAUAUGCAGGACUUUUCGAUCGGUUGUGGUCGACAGGGUGCACCUGAACCCGAUGAAACAGUGAACAUAAAGUGGGUGGAAAAUGAUGUGCAGUUCAAUUUAGGGGUCAAAAGUCCCAUCGAUGGGCAACUAAUGGAUGGUAUUCCCUCCAUCAGAGUACACAAUGGUACUGAUUACAAGGGAACGAGUAGAUUUAUCCGUUGGACAGAAGUAUUCAUAAUUAAAUCUGAUGAUCAUCCAAACGGUCUUCACGAUCCCUUGGACAUAAAUAAAUUAUCCGGAAACAUAGCGAAAGCCACUUCCAUGGCUUUGGUGAAAUUACUGGAUCUCCUAGCUACUGCUGGAUUCACAAAACUCGGUGUUAGGGCAACUAUUCACCCUGACAACGUGGGUUACGAAGCCGGUAGCGAAGGUAUGAAAUUGCCACCGAUCUACAUGAACAGUUUGGACAACGAAUUAAUUCAAGUUCUGCACAGAGCAGUGCAAAGCAGUCAAGAUACGCAUACUGUGCUUGAAUUAAUUUUUUAUAUACUUGACGAUUGAACUCCCCCCCCCUUCUGUUCACGCCUGUUUCAUCAAAGAUUUUCCAGACAAAACAUAGGAAUAGACAGGUUGCCACGUUUGUACGCUAGAAAUAUAAAAUUGAAGGACUCGUAAAGAAUACCGACGUAAAUCCCUCGGAACAAGGAGAAAAUAUUUUCUGAUUGUAUGCUCACCUACAUAGAGAACAAAGAAAACG